This is a messenger RNA of Mercenaria mercenaria, 2225 nucleotides long. RefSeq lists its product as uncharacterized. Gene Ontology annotation, biological process: DNA recombination; DNA integration. Bases 519 to 1553 code for a protein of 344 amino acids. The transcript has 2 exons. Gene Ontology annotation, molecular function: DNA binding. The record is from RefSeq and is a predicted model, not a curated record. NCBI's taxonomy places the organism in Eukaryota, Metazoa, Mollusca, Bivalvia, Venerida, Veneridae.
UUUAUCAAUGAAAUCACGCGAUGUAAACAGUGUAGUAGUAGUAGUAGUAAUAGUAAGUUACAUCGUCUGCAUCGGUGUUAUAAACAACAACAAUGGAUUCUAGUGACCAAAGCGCUAACAAUUUUCCUCCUGUAGGGGCAAUAUGUAUGAUAUGACGCUAAAUGGGAGAGUGGAGAGUUACUAGAUAUUUGUUUGAUGGUUUAGUGAUGAAAUGUGAGCUUCAAUGUGUUCUGUCGAAACAGAAAAACUUCAAGAUUCCUGCAUGAAAUAACCGAGAAUUCCACAAAUACCUACCAGGAACUUAAUGACUAUCUGUUACAGCUGACAGGAAUGACUAAUGAUGAAAUGAACAAUAUUUUUGAUGAAGAUGUUAGUUUUGAUGAAAUUGGUGCACAGGAGCCACCAAAAAAAGAUUUAAAGAUGUGUCAACUGAACUGGUGCAGAAUCUUAAAGCACAAACAACUGAACAAACAACUAACCAUCAAACUAAGUGGGCAGUAAAACUUUUAAAAGACUGGAUGAUUGAAACAGACUUGGGGCAUAAUGACUUUGAAUGGCUGCCAACAGAUGAACUUGACAGUGUGCUGGGAAAUUUUUGUGCUGCCUUGCAAACCAAAGAUGGUCAGGAAUACUCAAAAUCAGCUCUAGUAGGAAUUCGGGCGGGAAUAAACAGACAUCUUACCUCACCAAAUGUAGGUCGCAUCAUUAACAUUAUGAAAGAUCGGGAGUUUAUGGCUUCAAAUCAAGUUCUUACUGGUCUUGUGAAAUCCCUCAAAAGAGAGGGCAAGGAUUUAAGCACCCACAAAGAACCGAUUGAGGAUGAUGACAUUGGAAAACUAUAUGCAUCCGGGGUCUUUGACGAGACAAAACCUGAAACUCUGCAAAAUAAGGUAUUGUUUGACAUCAUUGGCCAGUUUGGCCAUAGAGGAAGAGAGGGCCUUAGAAAUUUAAAAAAGUCUUCUUUUGUUGUGAAAAAUGAUGCAAAGGGCCGUAAAUUUGUUCAAAUGGCAUACAAUGAGGCCGACAAGACCCAUCAUGGAAUUGAUUGCAAAGAAAAUGUAAAAGCCCCAAGAAUGUAUGAAAGCAAUGAUGAGUUCUGCCCUGUUCGGUCAUUUGAGAAAUAUAGUAAAAAACUUAAUGCAAAGCUUGAUGACUUUUUCCAAAGACCUCUAAUCAAAGUCACUGAAAAUGAUGAAACAUGGUAUGCUGCAAGGCCUGUUGGAAUAAAUACACUUUGUAACUUCAUGUCUACACUGUCAAGAGAAGCGGGUUUGAGCAAACGCUAUACGAAUCAUUGUAUACGUGCGUACAUAUCAACAAAACUGUUCACAGCAGGCUUCAGCAACAGGGCCUUUAUGUCUGUGACAAGACACAGAAAUGAAAAGAGUCUUACCUCUUACAUCAAGCCAUUCGAAGACGAGCACCAGGCCGUCAGUCGUGCAUUGUAUCCAAGCUCAAGCGUUGUUGAAGUUGUUAAUCCUGAAAAGGUCACCCUAACAGUAACAACUAUUUCUAGUAAUAGUAUCCCUCCAAGCACUGGAAAUUCAACUUGAAGUCAUGCACCUUCACAGCACACAGUAGAUGUCAGUGUUCUCCAGAACAGAGCUAAUCUGAACAUGUUUAGUGGAAAUGUAACCAACACCAACAGUUCCAUACAAAUCAACAUGUAUUCCAAAUAAAAUCCGUGUACACUGAUUGAACUACAGCUACUGUUUAGUUGAUUUGUCAAAAUUGUUGUGACACUGCCUCUGUCUGACACUGAAAUUCAAAUUGUUUACAGGUUCCUGUGUUGUCUUUCAAGUUAUCUAAUGAAUUCACAUUUUAGAUAACACAUCUUUUAUUUUAGAAUUUAUCAAUAAAUUGUCGAGAUUUAUCCAAAUAAUUUGGCAAAUAAAAUUAACGUUGCACUGUUGAACACGCUUGUUUCACUUUCAAGACUGUAGCCCGGCACUAGCCUAAUGGUUCCAGGUAUUUUAUUAUUAUUUUUUAUCCUAGCAUAAUACAAUUUACACGCUACAAUAUUUUUGUUAAACUAAUCAUUUUUAUCAUGAAACAUUUUUUUCUUAUUCAGACACGGAACGUCGUAUUCUUUUCUUUUUUGCAAAGUCCUAAUUACAGGGGGGAAAUUGAACAGCAAAAAGAACGCGUUGCUUUAUAGCGGCAAUGGAAGUAAUGCGUCUAUUUACGCCUAUAAAAGGACUCUCGAUUAGCCUCCCAUUCUGGUG